AUGGCAGAUGAAACCCAGGAUUACGCCACUUGUGAACAAAUCAGUCUUUGUAUACGUUACGUGUACGAAGACAAAAUACGAGAGGAUUUCCUUGGCUUUGUACAACUGGAGAAAAUGGGUGCGCGUACGAUAGCUGACAAAAUAUUUAACACACUUACAGGAUAUGCUUUGAAUAUGGAUAACAUGGUUGGACAUGGGUAUGAUGGGGCGGCAAUGAUGAGUUCUGACAAAAAUGGCGUACAAGAUAUUAUUCAAAGACAGUACAGCAACGCAACAUAUGUCCAUUGUCGGUCACAUACCCUCGCAUUAGCUCUUGCAGCUGGUUGUAGACAGGUCCCAGAAACCUGUAACUUGUUUGACAGUGUUGAAAAACUUACUUGGUUUUUGGGUGGUGGUGCCAAUGAAAGCCAAUUUUUAUAA
Saccoglossus kowalevskii is the source of this 420-nucleotide messenger RNA. RefSeq lists its product as uncharacterized. The record is from RefSeq and is a predicted model, not a curated record. Lineage: Eukaryota; Metazoa; Hemichordata; Enteropneusta; Harrimaniidae.